Molecule: messenger RNA, 2391 nt
Organism: Lachnellula hyalina
Lineage: Eukaryota; Fungi; Ascomycota; Leotiomycetes; Helotiales; Lachnaceae
Gene: mus-18
Product: UV-damage endonuclease
Exons: 2
Coding region: 1-2391 (796 amino acids)
Biological process (GO): response to UV; nucleotide-excision repair; mitochondrial DNA repair
Cellular component (GO): mitochondrion; nucleus
Molecular function (GO): endonuclease activity
Source: RefSeq, a predicted model, not a curated record
AUGCCUCUCAAGCGCAAGAGAUCCUCCGUCACAAAGAUCGCGUCUGCUGUCAAUAUUCCCACAAUAUCACACGAAACGCCAAUACUCUCGCCCCACCCUGCUGUCGACCGCGCCCCUCCCAAGCAACAAGCCUCCCACAGAGGCAAGAUCGAUACGAAUCCAGAUCAUAAUGCGGAUAUUGUUGAUGGGAAAACGGCGUUAAGAGCCAGCCCGGACGCCGACGAGAAGGGAGAGUCCUUGGAUGUACAAAAGGUUGCCCAAGAGCCUCGGAGGACGUCAGUGAAGACGAAUGGCAUAAAAGAAGAGAAUGGGGGCUCCCCGCUGUCUGACCUCGGGACACCCGCUCCCCCUUCGCUCCAGAAGCAAAAAAAGUCACCUACAAAGAGCUCCGUGGCUGCGAAGAAGGGAUCGGAUGAGAUCAAAGCUUUCAAAGUGGAGCAAGCCGCGAAAAAAGCUGCGGCUAUGAAGGUUAAGAAAGAGGACGAUGAAGAUGAAUGGGAAAAGAGGGUCGAUCCAGAUGGAGAUGAGGAUGGUCCUACUGACGAUAUCGAUACUAUCAAAAACGAAGCUGCUAGGCCGCCACCGGUCAAUAGUAAUUACCUACCUCUACCAUGGAAAGGGCGAUUAGGUUAUGCGUGUCUGAACACUUAUUUGAGAUUUUCAAACCCGCCGGUGUUUACGUCUCGAACAUGCCGUAUAGCAUCUAUCGUCGAGCACCGACAUCCAUUGAAAGACCCCAGCCAACCUGAGCAUGCCACCAAGAACCGGCCUGAUAAAUCACAGCCCGCCUCAAUCGAGCGAGGGCAACGAUAUGUGGAAGAAUUGUGCCUUGCAAAUGUCAGGGACCUACCCAAGAUGUUCAGAUGGAAUGACAAAUACGGAAUCAAAUUCAUGAGAUUGAGUUCUGAAAUGUUUCCAUUUGCUAGCCACGCCGAAUAUGGAUAUAAGCUUGCACCAUUUGCCAGUGAGGCAUUGGCUGAAGCUGGUAAAGUAGCCACUGAGAUGGGCCAUCGCGUAAGUACCCACCCUGGGCAAUAUACACAGUUGGGAUCUCCUCGGGCUGAAGUCAUCGCGAAUGCUGUCCGAGAUCUCGAUUACCACGACGAGAUGCUUUCUCUGCUCAAGUUGCCUGAGCAAGAAGAUCGCAAUGCCGUCAUGAUUCUUCACCUGGGUGGUACUUUUGGCGAUAAAGCAGCAACGCUGGAUCGAUUCCGCGAGAACUACAAAAUUCUCUCACCUAGUGUGAAAAUGAGAAUAGUCCUCGAAAAUGACGAUGUCUCAUGGUCAGUACAUGACCUCCUUCCAAUUUGCGAAGAACUCAGCAUCCCCCUCUGCCUCGAUUUCCACCACCACAACAUCAUCUUCGACUCCUCGCAGCUCCGUGAAGGAACUCUGGACAUCAUGUCUCUCUAUCCGCGCAUUAAAGCAACAUGGGACCGCAAGAAUAUCAAGCAGAAGAUGCAUUACAGCGAAGGCUGUCCAGAAGCCAUCACUGGACGACAACGACGAAAGCAUAAUCCUCGACCAAUAUUACUUCCUCCAUGCGCAAACGACAUGGAUCUAAUGAUCGAGGCAAAGGACAAGGAGCAAGCCGUCUUCGAAUUAAUGCGUACCUUUAAGCUUCCAGGUUGGGAUACAUUCAACAAUAUCAUACCCUACGAGCGAUUUGAUGAUAACAAACCGCUGCCUGAAAAGCCUAAGAAAAAGAAGACGAAGAAACUAAUUGAAGCUGAAAUCGAGGAGUUUGGAAAGGAACUAAGUGACGAGGAGGAAGUGACCAAGGAACUCGUGCCAGAAGAAGAGGUGGGUAUGGGCGGCAAGGAAAAUAGAGUAUAUUGGCCUCCUGGCAUGGAAGAAUGGCUACGACCAAAGAAACGUGAGAUUAAGAAGAAAGGAGGCGAGGACGAGGAAGCCAUAUUCCGGAAUCCAACACCCGCGAAUUUCGCCGCCAGGAAAGCGAUCACGGCGCGCAACAAAGCGCCGCUGAGUGACGAGAUUAAGGGGAAGUUGAAAGAGGCAACGAGUGUGGCUGAUGUGCAGGGGAUUUUGGAGGAUAUGAAGGCUGCGAGGUUUGCGGAAGCAGCGGUUGUAGAUGAGGAUUCUGAGCCGGUUAUCAAGAAGGCGAAAACGAAAUCUACAAAGAGUGCACCAUCAAAGAAAGCGGGGCCGGGUAAGAAGGCGAAGGCUACUCCUACGCCGAGUGUUUCGAAUAUGGAUGAUGAGGAUGAGGAUGAUGAUGAUGAUUUGAGUAUGCCUGAUCUCUCUGCUGACGAUGAAAAUGGGACAAAGAAGAAGACGAUGAGGGCUGCGGUACCAGCUAGACAGAGUGGAAGGGCGAGAGGGAAGAAGACAAAUUAUACCGAGGCAGAUGGAGAUAUCAAUGAGGAGUAG